Molecule: messenger RNA, 818 nt
Organism: Jatropha curcas
Lineage: Eukaryota; Viridiplantae; Streptophyta; Magnoliopsida; Malpighiales; Euphorbiaceae
Product: large ribosomal subunit protein eL22z
Biological process (GO): cytoplasmic translation
Cellular component (GO): ribosome
Molecular function (GO): structural constituent of ribosome; RNA binding
Source: RefSeq, a predicted model, not a curated record
GCUCCUGAUGAUCCACUAUCAACAGUCUCGACCCGAAUCAUCAUAGACUGAGGUUAGAGACUAGAGUUUCAGUAGCAAAUAAAACCCUAAUCGCAGCACUGUCUCCAUUCCCUUCUCAUUUCUGCGGCGCUUCAAAGCCUUAACGUCCAUCUUCUCUGCAGAUAAGCCUCUUAGCAUUCAGGAAGGCGAAGAAAAUGAGUAGAGGCGGUGCAGCUGGGGCCGGCGGAGCCAAGGGGAAGAAGAAAGGAGCAACUUUCACUAUUGAUUGCGCGAAGCCGGUGGAGGAUAAGAUCAUGGACAUUGCCUCUCUCGAAAAAUUCCUCCAGGAGCGCAUCAAAGUCGGCGGCAAAGCUGGAGCUCUCGGUGAUUCCGUCACUGUCACCCGUGAAAAGUCCAAGAUCACUGUAACAUCCGACUCCAACUUCUCCAAACGAUAUCUCAAGUACUUGACAAAGAAAUACUUGAAGAAGCACAAUGUGAGGGAUUGGCUUCGAGUCAUUGCUUCCAACAAGGAUCGUAAUGUUUAUGAGCUGAGAUACUUCAAUAUUGCUGAGAAUGAAGGUGAAGAGGAAGAGUAAAUUGUAUCAGUUUGUCCUUUUCAUGUCACUAUUCUCAUUUUUUUCCCUCUCUUCAUAGUAAUCUUUCUUACUAUUGACUUUAAUUAUGCUUUCUUUAGUAAGUUUUAGAACUUGAAGAUGAUGAUAUUUUGUUAAAAGCCUAUUCCUAGUUAUGGUUGGAUAUUAACCAUAUUUUGAGAUUUUUGGUUUUGGAUAAAGAAUGCUUGCCAAAAUUAUAUCAGUGUGGUCUCCUUUCAACAA